Messenger RNA from Lathyrus oleraceus (garden pea), 1216 nucleotides. RefSeq lists its product as uncharacterized. NCBI's taxonomy places the organism in Eukaryota, Viridiplantae, Streptophyta, Magnoliopsida, Fabales, Fabaceae. The transcript has a single exon. The record is from RefSeq and is a predicted model, not a curated record. The coding region runs from base 222 to 959 and encodes 245 amino acids.
AUAUAAAAAAAGGAAAGAACAACGCACAUGGUAUAGUAGGUAAGUUAUCAUUGGGAACCGAAUCAUGGAUUAAGACUGAAUAACAUUUUCCCAUUUAUAUAUUCUCAGAUCCUUCACCUUUUCUCUCUCAAUUCUAUCCUCUCUUAAUUCUUCACUCCAAUAUUUUAUUUUCCACCCAAAUUCCUUUCUUUUUUUUCUCUUCUCUUCUCUUCUCAUCCAUAAUGUGGCCACAAUGGAUAAAAUCGUCGCGUCACCGCCGUGACUCGCCGCCACUGACACGUUCACUUUCUCUAUCUCGCACCGUCGAUUUCUCUUGUUCAUCUUUCAAAGACAUUCAAACUAUUCUCAAAGAUAAACCCGAACCAGAACCAAAUAGUCCGAAAUCUUCUUCGCUAUUCCGUCGAAUCCGGAUCUCGACUUCCGUCCUCCGCGCCUUAGCCGCCUCUCACACCGCUCCCCCACCGUCUCCCAAACCGGAAUCAUCUCCAUGCCUGGACCAGCGUAUAGUUGUCUACUACACAAGCCUCCGCGUCGUCCGCCGGACCUUCGAGGACUGCCGCGCCGUCAGAUCGAUUCUCCGAUGCUUCCCCGCCGCAAUCGACGAGCGCGACGUUUCAAUCGACGAUCGGUUCCGCGACGAACUCCACGAGAUUCUAGGUCGGAAAAACGUGACACUCCCUAGGGUUUUCAUCGGCGGAGUUUACAUCGGCGGUGUUGAGGAGGUUAAACGGAUGCUGGAUAACGGUAAAUUGAAUCGUUUAAUCGAACGGUUACCGAAGAGUAAUCAGAUUGGUUGUGAUUGCUGUGGAGGGUUCAGAUUCAUAAUGUGUGAUGAGUGUAACGGAAGUCACAAAGUGUUUACGGAGAAAAGUGGUUUUAGAAGCUGUUCAUCUUGCAAUUCUAACGGGUUGAUUAGGUGCCCUGCAUGUUUCUUCGUGCUGCCGCGACACAGCAGAUAGAUUACUUACUUUCUCAGUUACUUACAGUUGCAGCUCACAAACAACUCAGCCAACAGAAUCAAAUCAAAUAACUGAAAAAAAAAUAGUAGUUUUUAUUUUGAUAGAUUAACUUAGUUUUAAUAUUUUGUAUAUUCAACAAAAAUGUUAGGAUUUCAUUCAAUUUGAGGGGUUUUAAGUUUCUGAAAUUGAAGAGUGAAAUUGAUGAGUAUGAGGCUGUAAUUAAAUAUUCAGAAAUAUAUAUACUCUCCUGGUAUAAA